Glycine soja is the source of this 1609-nucleotide messenger RNA. Its product is annotated as LRR repeats and ubiquitin-like domain-containing protein At2g30105. The record is from RefSeq and is a predicted model, not a curated record. Lineage: Eukaryota; Viridiplantae; Streptophyta; Magnoliopsida; Fabales; Fabaceae. The transcript is spliced from 10 exons. The coding region runs from base 151 to 1278 and encodes 375 amino acids. Gene Ontology annotation, molecular function: protein binding.
UUCAGAAUCUAUUUUAGAAUCCUUCGAAGUCGAACACAAGAUAUAAGAUCGUGUGUAAAAUUGUGAUGUUCUUCCUUUCCUAGUAAAUGGUAUUGGCCUUUCUCCUGCGACGCACUCAUAACAGGAUUCGCAUCAAUAGAAAAAAUUGAAAUGGAAGCAAAUAGUGGAGCAAGCGAACCCAAUCCGAAUGCAACCAUAACCAUAAACGUGAAGUUCAGUGGCGUCUCUAUACCCAUCUCAAUCUCACCCAACUCAACCAUCAAAGACCUCAAGUCCCUUCUUUUACCUUCCACCAAUGUCCUCCCUCGUGGCCAAAAACUCAUCUUCAAAGGAAAGGUUUUGGAAGACCCCAUGACUUUGACUGCAUCCAAAUUGACUAAUGGAUCCAAACUCAUGCUUGUGGCUUCCCAAUGUUUAUAUCAAGGGGAUGGUCCUGUCUCGAAGAAAGCUCAGGUUGUUCCCAAAUCGAGGAAAGAUGGUCACUCAGGCUCUAGCAACGACAUGAAGAAAAUUCCUGUUAAGAAUCGGAUGGAACGGUGGAAAGCAACAGGAGUUGUGGCAUUGUCUGAAUGCAACUUGGAGGCCAUACCUGAUGAAGUGUGGGUUUGUGGAUCUUCUGCAAGAGUUCUAGAUUGCAACAAAAAUUCAAUUAAAAAUAUCCCCAACGAAAUUGCGCGUCUUACCAGUCUAGAGAAACUAUUCAUCAAUGCAAAUGAGAUAGUGGAUGAAUCAAUUAGGUGGGAAGGACUAACAACUCUGAAGUACCUAACUGUAUUAUCAUUGAACCAUAACAAUUUAACUACUUUGUCGUCUGCUCUUGGAUCUCUUACCUCCUUAAGGGAGCUGCAUGUUUCCAAUAAUAAAUUGAGUGGCCUUCCUAAUGAAAUAGGACAUCUGACACAAUUAGAAGUUUUGCGAGCCAACAACAAUAGGAUAAGUAUCGUUAGUGACUCUACUGGGAAUUGCCACUCUCUUGUUGAGGUUGAUUUCUCCUCAAAUUUUCUGUCAGAAUUGCCAGAGACAUUUAGUAGUUUGAGCAAUUUGAAGGCAUUGUAUCUUGGUAACAAUGGGAUGAAAUCUCUUCCAUCUAAGCUAUUCAAGACUUGUCUUCAACUCUCCACAUUGGAUCUCCACAAUACAGAAAUAACAAUUGAUCUCCUUCGCCAGUUUGAAGGGUGGGACAAUUUUGAUGAGCGCCGGCGCUCAAAGCAUCAAAAACAAAUUGAUUUCCGGGUUGGAGUUUCUAGAGAUUUUGAUGAAGGUGCCGAUAAAAACUAAUAGAAAUGAUUUGUUAUAAGCAAUGCAGUUCAGAUAGUCUUCAUUAAGUUCAUGUCCAAACUUGAUGGCAAUUGCUUAUCUUAACCCUCUGGUGGCAAAAUGCAAAUAGGAAAUUUGUGAUAGGGUGUUGUUUUAUUGAGAUUUUCUAUAAGUGACUAAUAAAUACUAAAAAAUGUUUGAGUACCCCUUAAAAGUUGUAUUAUUAUUAUUUUUUAAUUAGGAAUAGUGUCUCAUUCUUUCAGCUAUUACAUGCCCUGUGUCUGUGGUAGGUAUGAUAAGGAUGUUGCAGGUAUUUUGGCUUUCAAUCCAUGGAUAUGAUGUCUGGUGUGAA